AUCAUCUGAAAGUUUCUGUUGGAUUUCCUGCUACAAUAGUGUCAAAAUGGUGUUGACUGUAAAGGACAUGACCUUCGAGCCUGGCAAGGAGCUGAAGAUCUGUGGCAAACCAAAAUCAGGAUGCUCUGUUUUCUCCAUCAACAUUGGUCAUGACUGCGACACCAUAGCCCUCCACUUUAACCCACGUUUUGACCAUGGUUCGGACCACCACAUCAUCGUGUGUAACUCCCUGAGGGAUGGCUGGGGAGAUGAGCAGAGAGAACCUCUCUUCCCUUUCAACGAGGAUGAGGAGUUCAAACUGGUCAUCAAUUUUAACAACGAACACUUCUACAUCAAACUGCCCGACGGCAACAUGAUUAGCUUCCCCAAUCGCUUUGGUGACGACAAGUUUAACCACAUCCACGUUCAGGGCGAUGUCAAGAUCUACAGCAUCAAGAUCAAAUAAGGACCACCAGGAUGGGCAUUCUACGUGCUACCACCCAGCUAGAGCAGCUCAUGAAAAUUUAUGUACCUUUUUACAUACAUCUUUGCCGUAACGCUUGUCUCUCAUAACGUCCAUAACACAUCUCUACUGUUCUAGAUAAACUCAAAGCACUCACUUGAAUGAAUAGAAUGUCUAAGUCUGUGAC
This is a messenger RNA of Chanos chanos (milkfish), 629 nucleotides long. It is a transcript of the gene lgals2b, whose product is annotated as lectin, galactoside-binding, soluble, 2b. The coding region runs from base 47 to 445 and encodes 132 amino acids. Lineage: Eukaryota; Metazoa; Chordata; Actinopteri; Gonorynchiformes; Chanidae. The transcript is spliced from 4 exons. Gene Ontology annotation, molecular function: laminin binding; galactoside binding; carbohydrate binding. The record is from RefSeq and is a predicted model, not a curated record.